UUUUUUCUUAUUUUGCUCAAAAGCAAACAAAAAUUUUCCUUCAUUUUCGAAGAUAUGGUCUCAGCCUUUUUCUGUAGAAGAAAAAACUUCCCCACUUUAGCACUAGAUAAUUGUGUUCUAAGAAUUUCAUAAUUUCAAGAUUUGCAGGUCAAAUGCAUUAUCAAAGCAUAAACCAGCCUUUUUUUUUUUUAAAUGAAGAAUUACGAGAGGUUCGCCCUAGUCAACCCCUAGUCUUGAAGGAAAACAAUGAUGACUCAGACGGGACAUUCCGAGACGUGCUCCAACUUAAAAUACACGGCCAACAAGGCCCAGUGACAGAGGACGUCCCUCGCCAUAUUAAAACAACAGAUUAGUAGAAAGCAAAUUGGAAAAUAUUGGAAGGAAGCUGUAAGAUUUUUUGUUUUUUUUUUUUGGCCUUGGAAGAAAAUAUGAGUAUCAUGUUUCAUGAUUCAAUCAUCCCAGAAAAAUCACAGUUUUGAAAAACCGUAGUACCUGGUGACGGUGGUUCCUUUGAUUUGGUCCUCCCGCAGAAACCUUCUCUCUCCUUCCUCCCCUGCUGCUAAUUGGUAAAACAAGAUAAUUUCAGUGAAAGAGCAAUCCAACAUUCCCUUCUGUUCGAAAUUCUCACAAAAAAUUUAUAUAUAUUUAUAUUUGCAAAGGUUCAGUGUUACCGUUGCCGUUAUUGACUCUCAGAGAAGAAAAAAACGUUUUUGCUCAUUUUUUAUGCUUUUGUCCCGUUGCUCUGAUCUUCAACCAAAAAGCUUCCUUGUUUUCCGCUUUUGUCCGAUUUUGUCUCACUGAAUGCAGUUCUUGAUCACCCAAAGAACAAUCCAGAUCUUGAUUCGACGAAAUUUUGGCUCUUUUAAAAAUGGAGCGCAAGACUAUUGAAUUGGAUCAAGGAUGGGAUUAUAUGCAGGAGGGGAUCAGAAAGCUGAAGAGGAUUUUGGAAGGACUAUCUGAGCCUCCAUUUAGCUCAGGAGAAUAUAUGAUGCUUUACACUACUAUCUUCAACAUGUGUACUCAAAAGCCGCCACAUGAUUAUUCUCAACAGCUUUAUGACAAGUAUCGACAGGCAUUUGAAGAAUAUAUGACUUCCACGGUAUUGCCAUCUUUAAGAGAGAAGCAUGAUGAAUUCAUGCUGAGGGAGUUUGUUAAAAGAUGGGCAAACCAUAAAGUAAUGGUCAGGUGGCUAGCACGAUUCUUCUAUUACCUUGAUCGCUACUUCAUUGCACGGAGAUCACUUCCUGCACUUAAGGAAGUUGGGUUCACCUGCUUCCGUGAUCUGGUAUAUCAGGAAGUGCAUGCCAAAGUCAGAGAUGCUGUAAUUGCCCUUAUUGAUAAAGAACGUGAAGGAGAGCAAAUAGACCGAGCAUUACUGAAGAAUGUGUUAGAUAUUUUUGUUGAGAUUGGCAUGGGACAAAUGGAUCGUUACGAAGAUGAUUUUGAAGCAGACAUGCUUGAGGAUACUGGUGCGUACUAUUCACGAAAGGCAUCAAGCUGGAUUGAGGUAGAUUCUUGUCCGGAUUACAUGUUGAAGUCUGAAGAGUGCUUAAAGAAGGAAAGGGACAGAGUAUCUCAUUACCUGCAUUCAAGCAGUGAGAAGAAAUUGUCAGAGAAAGUGCAACAUGAGUUGUUGGUCGCAUAUGCAAAUCGUCUACUUGAAAAGGAGCAUUCUGGAUGCAGGGCCUUGCUUAGAGAUGACAAGGUGGAGGAUCUUUCUAGGAUGUACAGGCUUUACUGUAAAAUACGUCGAGGCCUGGAUCGUGUUGCUAAUAUGUUCAAGCAGCAUGUUACUGCUGAAGGUACAGCCUUGGUUCAACAGGCGGAAGAUGCUGCAAGUAACCAGGCCUCAAAUGCUCCUGGUGUGCAGGAACAGGUCCUUAUCAGGAAAAUAAUAGAGUUGCAUGAUAAGUAUAUAGCAUAUGUGACUGACUGUUUUCAAAACCAUACUCUGUUCCACGAGGCCUUGAAAGAGGCUUUUGAGGUAUUUUGCAACAAAACUGUUACUGGAAGCUCAAGUGCAGAGCUUUUGGCUACUUUCUGUGAUAAUAUUCUCAAGAAGGGUGGAAGUGAGAAAUUAAGUGAUGAAGCCAUUGAAGAAACACUCGAGAAGGUAGUUAAGCUGCUGGCCUAUAUUAGUGAUAAAGACCUCUUUGCUGAAUUCUACAGGCAGAAGCUUGCUCGGCAACUGCUUUUUGACCGCAGUGCUAAUGAUGAUCAUGAAAGGAGUAUUCUGACUAAGCUAAAGCAACAAUGUGGUGGACAGUUCACCUCUAAGAUGGAGGGCAUGGUCACAGAUCUGACACUGGCAAGGGAAAACCAGGCCAGCUUUGAGGACUAUCUUAGGAAUAACUCUGCUGCACAUCCUGGGAUUGACUUGACAGUUACUGUUCUUACCACAGGAUUCUGGCCAAGUUAUAAAUCAUUUGAUCUCAAUCUCCCUGCUGAGAUGGUCAAAUGUGUGGAAGUUUUCACAGGAUUUUAUGAAACAAAAACAAAACACAGAAAGCUUACAUGGAUAUACUCACUGGGAACUUGCCACAUUAAUGGCAAGUUCGAGCAAAAAAUUAUAGAAUUGAUUGUUUCAACUUAUCAGGCUGCUGUCCUUCUGCUUUUUAAUGCUUCUGAUCGGCUGAGCUAUUCAGAGAUCAUGGCUCAGUUGAACUUGACCCAUGAUGACUUGGUCAGACUACUACAUUCGCUGUCAUGUGCCAAGUAUAAGAUUCUAAGUAAAGAGCCAAACACAAAAACGAUUUCCCAGAGUGACUACUUUGAGUUCAACUCUAAGUUUACUGACAAGUUGAGGAGGAUUAAGAUUCCUCUCCCUCCUGUGGUUGAAAGGAAGAAAGUUGUUGAAGAUGUUGAUAAAGAUCGGAGUCAUGCUAUUGAUGCCGCAAUUGUGCGGAUAAUGAGGAGCAGGAAAGUUUUGGGCCAGCAACAAUUAGUAAAAGAGUGUGAUGGGCAGUUGAGUCGCAUGUUCAAGCCAGAUAUUACAGCCAUCAAAAAGCGGAUGGAAGAUCUAAUCACACGAGACUAUCUGGAGAGACACAAGGAGUAUCCAAACAUGUAUAGGUAUUUGGCCUAAAAUUGGUCUUUGCAAAUGGUACAUGGGAAGUGGUGCAGUCAGAGAUGAUUUAUCCUCCACUGAAAUCCUGCAUUUUUUUUGGUAGUAUCAUGUAAAGCUCAAGAAAGUUUUAAUUGUCUAUUUAAAUUUUAUUAUUGGUAUUAAUAUUACCAUUAGUAGUUCACUUUUUGAGAAAAAAUAGUUUCUUUUCCAUAAAAAUCUGGUAGCAAUGGACAAUGGUAGGUCCAGACAUUGUACUACUAAUAAAAUUUAAAACCAAACUUAAAAUUACGGAAGUAUUUGUAAACAUGUAAUAAAUAUUUGUUUAUCCUUUAUCGGUAGUAGGCUCAAUUGAUAGGAUCGGGUGUUUUUCGACGCAAGUGGUUUUGUUGUUCUUUUAUGUUAUUGGAUAUGAUAUAUUUUGAUUUGAUUUAAGGGAUUG
Molecule: messenger RNA, 3506 nt
Organism: Durio zibethinus
Lineage: Eukaryota; Viridiplantae; Streptophyta; Magnoliopsida; Malvales; Malvaceae
Source: RefSeq, a predicted model, not a curated record